AUGACCACCAGAUAUCGUGUUGAAUAUGCUCUUAAGCUAGUAACUAGUUGGUUAAUUGAAUGGAUCAAGGGCUUGCUAGCAGUCCCAUUUGUACUGCACUCUCAGCCAACCGUGGUCUUCCAUGAGGAGAGCCUCAAACUGGCCGCCGUGGCCACGGCCACUCAGAAACGAUAUGCAGAGAUUAUGCGAGAUGUCGAGCUUCUCAUCAACGAUCACAUUGACCACCACGAAAGCAAUCGACCCGGCAAAUCCAAGCUAAAACUGCUCGUUCCGGCAGUUGGCCAAUUCUUCACCCCUCUUUUACUAGAGGAUGCAUUCAUUUACCAGGAUCAGCGACGCCAAAUCAGCCGUCGGCGCUUCGUGGCCCCGUCUUUCAAUGACAUCCGCCUAACCCUCAACACGGCGCAGCUAAUGGGUCUAGUGCGGAGCAGCGAAAUACGGCUCAUCACCUUCGACGGAGACGUCACCUUGUACGAAGAUGGCUGCUGCCUGGUAGAAGAAAACCCUGUGAUCCCACGCUUACUGCGUCUGCUGCAGCUGGGUAAGAAAGUGGGCAUUGUCACGGCGGCAGGAUACACAAAGCCACAUCACUACUAUGUGCGGUUGAAGGGUCUUCUUGAUGCAGUGUGGCACGACGGGACUCUGACAGCCGAACAAAAGAAUGGCCUCAUCGUCAUGGGCGGGGAAAGCAAUUUCCUCUUCCGUUACGACCAGUCCGCACCCAAUAGGCUGUCCUCCGUGCCGCGCUCUGAAUGGAUGCUCGACGAGAUGUAUACCUGGAAUGAUGACGAUAUUACCAACUUGCUCGAUGUCGCCGAGGCGUCCUUGCGCGAGUGCAUGAGUAAUCUGAAUUUGCCGGCUACUGUAUUGCGAAAGGAACGCGCCGUGGGCAUAUAUCCUCUCAAGGGCCAGAAGAUGCAUCGCGAGCAACUCGAGGAAACUGUGUUGGUGGCUCAGAGCAUGGUGGAGCGUAGUGAGGUCGGCAAAAAGCUGCCAUUUUGCGCUUUUAAUGGUGGAAACGACGUCUUCAUCGACAUUGGCGACAAGUCGUGGGGCGUUCGGGCAUGCCAGCGAUAUUUCGGCGGGAUUGGUCGAUCGAUGACAUUGCAUGUAGGCGAUCAAUUCUUGUCAGCGGGUGCGAAUGAUUUCAAGGCUGAUGGUGGUCGAAUAUCAGGCCAGAACGGCAUGCACAACAGCCUGGAUAGCUAG
Molecule: messenger RNA, 1209 nt
Organism: Talaromyces atroroseus
Lineage: Eukaryota; Fungi; Ascomycota; Eurotiomycetes; Eurotiales; Trichocomaceae
Product: IMP-specific 5'-nucleotidase 1
Exons: 8
Coding region: 1-1209 (402 amino acids)
Biological process (GO): nucleotide metabolic process; inosine salvage; nicotinamide riboside biosynthetic process
Molecular function (GO): magnesium ion binding
Source: RefSeq, a predicted model, not a curated record